Exophiala bonariae is the source of this 2007-nucleotide messenger RNA. RefSeq lists its product as uncharacterized. Gene Ontology annotation, biological process: double-strand break repair via nonhomologous end joining. Lineage: Eukaryota; Fungi; Ascomycota; Eurotiomycetes; Chaetothyriales; Herpotrichiellaceae. The record is from RefSeq and is a predicted model, not a curated record. Gene Ontology annotation, molecular function: DNA end binding. Gene Ontology annotation, cellular component: DNA ligase IV complex; nucleus. Bases 1 to 2007 code for a protein of 668 amino acids. The transcript has 2 exons.
AUGGGCACGACAAAUGAGGAAGGGUGGCAAGAACUUCGGCUUCCAUCACGGGAGGAGUGCCCCAAGCUAUUUUACUCGUUCCACACAAGCAAGGACGCCUUUUCGCUAUUACUGACCGACCUAAUAGCUAUUUGGGACUGCUCAUUGGAUAAGUAUGAUAUUCUUGCAGAAGCAGCGCGUCAAGAUGCGAGCAUUGAUCCUUCUGAGUCGGCGCGUCAAUUUGGUCUACUGUUAUCCAAAUUGCGCGAAAGUCUGCAACAUGAGAAGGGCCAGAAUGUAUUAGCCCGUGACAGCAAUCACUUAUCACGAAAUCUUUUAUUGCGCACAAAGAUUGACCUCCCCCGUCCAUUGAAGCCGCUGACCUGGAUAUUCCGUUUGGAACAGAAAAAUGCGUCUCAAUUAGCCGAGCAAUUAUUGCGCCCCAGCCUCCAUGAGGUCUCCGUUUCUGAGGACAAAAUCACCUCACUUCUACACACUAUCAAGGAGAAGGACCAUGUCAUUUCACGCCUACUCGAUAGGAUAAAGACCUCUGGCAUUGACCUAGGAUUAGACUUUCCAAGUUUUGCAAUCGCCUCGUCUCGAAAAGGUGGCCAACUCUCGGUCGCAGACGCUAAAAGGCACGUGCCAGGGAUGGCAGAGUUCGAUCACAAGUCUUGGAUCAAGCAAUUCUCCAAUGACGACGGGUAUGAAGGCGCCGACCGAACGGGACUAAAGAAUCUGGUCAAAGGGUGUGAAAAAUGUUUCGUGCAUACACGAGAGCAGCAUGAAGACUGGCUCAGUGGACUUACUACCUCUGAUAACAAAAGAGCCAUUCUGGUUGGCGGCAUCAACGCAGAAUCUGGGCUCGACAGGGGAGGCGUCGUCACACUUUCUUCCAAGUGGGAAGAGACACCGACAGAGUCUGAUAAUGACGACGAUGAUUUCGAGCGACAACCAACCCCACCUAAGCUACAUCCCAAAGAUGCCAACAAACAGGGGACGAGGUCUUCUGCCCAAAGCGGCGAUACUGAAGCCGAGAGCGAUGAUGAUAUACCUAAGAAGAAGACGACGACUAAGCUUGGGAUUCUAGGUCGGCGAAAUGCUACCAAAGCAUAUGGUGAUUCAAAAGCAAACCCCAGAUCUUCCCCAGUCAUUCUGAGAAGAUCUGCUUCGCCACCUCUUCCAUCCAGAGAAGCCUCCGGAACCGCGACAGAAUCUGAUUCGGAAGUUGGCAGUCAUCCGCAUAGAAAGGGGUACAGACGCCCCUUGAAAGGCCCGCCGAAGCAGAAAUCUAGGCUCGGUGGGCUCAAGAAACCAAGCGACAAAAAGUCAUCUCCUUCAUCUCCAUCCGAGGAUGAAGGGUAUGCUCCGCCAAAGACCAACGAGCAGCAGAAAUCAAGUCAAGUCAGAGAAACGUCCGACCCUGACAGCCCACCUGCUCCGUCCUCAAACCACCGACGGCCAGGCCAGGUGAACAAGACAAAAGAGCCACCUCCAAGCAGAAGCCCCAGCAGCACGCCAGAGGCAGACGAUCUCGAGGGAUCCUCUCCACCGCAAACGAGAGGGAGUCAGAAACGACAGCCUCCUCCCAAAGCUCAAUCACCACCAGCGCCGCGCCGACUUGGACGGCUCGGAGGACUCGGGGGCGGACGCAAAGGCAAACCGUCAGCAGCAUCAUCAUCAUCAUCCCCUCAACCCUCCUCGUCUAGAAAGAAAGCCUCAGGAAAACCCACCCCCGAUGUCGAGAUGACCGACGAGGAUACGCCCUCACCAUCCCCUUCCCCGUCCCCAUCUUCGAAACCCACAACGCGACAGCACACAAAUCACACUUCAUCAAGCCCCAGUACGAAGAAAUCAAGCCCCUCAACAAGCAAAGCGAAAUCCACCGCGAAGCAGCAAGAAACAGAAGCAGAAGAGCAACCUCCCGAGCAAGAAGAGACCGACGAGGCGAAAGCGAACCGGCGCCGCGAAGAGCUGAAGCGCAGUAUCGCGUCGGGCGCGGGCGUCAGGAAAAAGCGCCGCUUCUGA